Paramecium primaurelia is the source of this 135-nucleotide messenger RNA. The record is from the annotation of a GenBank genome assembly. Lineage: Eukaryota; Ciliophora; Oligohymenophorea; Peniculida; Parameciidae.
AUGCAAAUGAUUUAAGAGAAAAAAUUUUAAGAAUUCAACUCAAAAUUAAUUGAACUUUAUUCAUUAAAUCAAAAUAGGUAUUCUCUAUUAUAAGGGAACAUUUAUAAAACCUAUAAGUUUCUGAAAAAUUAUUGA